Molecule: messenger RNA, 1719 nt
Organism: Plasmopara halstedii
Lineage: Eukaryota; Oomycota; Peronosporomycetes; Peronosporales; Peronosporaceae
Exons: 1
Coding region: 1-1719 (572 amino acids)
Source: RefSeq, a predicted model, not a curated record
AUGUCUGAAACACAACUUUCCGACCAAUACCUUUACCAGAGCUCGCUCAAGAGUGAUCCGGAGAUUAAGGUCUCCUCUGGCAAGCGCGUGCCUUUUGUUAUCGAUCUUAACCAAGGUUCGUACCAAAACGGUGUUAUCACUAUCGACGCUACGUCUCAGCUUAAUGGUAGUGAAGGAUUUGCCUGCCUCCGCGAUGCUUACAUUGUGCUACCAUACAAGGUUUCGAUGAAAAACACGCACGCUACAAAUGUACAGAAUGCAGCCAACCGAUUUUGUGUUGGUCUGAAGUGUGGCAAUUUCAAUGUUAUCGACUCGAUGUCUCUGGAGCUAAAUGGUAAGACUAUAGUUUCGAUGGCUGAUUAUAAGCUGUUUUGGAACAAUAUCCGUGCUCAGACAGGGUACAGCCUUCAGUAUGUUGAGAAGCAUGGCGCUGAAUCGUUUCUAUACCCGGAUGCUGCUCAAUCAACCAAGUAUAGUAGUACAGCUGCUACCACCGGAGACGGGUAUUCGAAUAACACAGCAAUCUCUACUACCUUCACCGCCGGUACUAUUUCUGCUACGGCAUCGGUAGCAAAUGAUGGUUUUACUAAGCGUCUUCUCUCUAACCCUCCAAAUGCUGGAGCUGACUCAUCUACGUCGUGGCCGUCUACUGGUGCUGCAUCUGCCACGACUUUCAUUGCUAAUCAACUUGGUCGCGGUGCGUUCGUAGCUGGCUCUGGUUCACCUGGUGCUAUUAUGGGGACGUGGAACUAUAUGCUUAAGAUUAAGCUUACUGAUUUACAUCCGAUUUUCAAGGAGCUUGACUUGAUGGCUAAUCCACAAAUUCGUCUUCGUUUCCGCGUUAACCAGGGCACUUCAGCUAUUGAUGUUGAUGCAUCGAGAAAUAUGACGCUAACGGGAACAACAUUAUCGAGUGGCAAUGUAUGCCCAGUAAUGGUUGCUUCUGCGACCAGUCCAAACCCAAUGUACAAUGUUCUUAGUGUCGCUGGUUCGAUUGCAGUUUCUUGGGGUGCUGUGGUUAACUCGCUUGAGCCUACAAUUGAUGGAACCUACAUGCCUUUCACGACUUCUCGACUGUAUGUUCCUUUCGUUCAUUUGGAGAACCCUCAGGCUAUCAUCUCUAAGCCGGUUAAGAAAGUCCGCUACAACGACUGUUAUGCACAGUGGUUUUACCAGCGUGCUGGCAUUGGCAAGCAGUCGACUCAGCUCAAUACUGCAUUUGAUCUCCAGCUUUCGGCUUCUGUUAAAAAUGCUAAGUAUGUUAUCCUCCUUCCUUUUGCCGAACAGAGCGGUAGUUUUGUUUCUGCUGCUGUCCAAGAGUUUCAGAGUCCUUUCGAUUCGGCUCCUUGGACUCUUCACCCUGGUUCGAGCAUUCGCAACUUCAACGUCCGCAUUGGUUCGACUCAGUGCUUCGAUAUCUCCCAUGACUACGAUUUCCAUCAAUUCACAAACGAGUUCGCUAAGAUUGCUUCGAUUAAUGGUGAUCUGACUCCUGAGCUGGUGAAUGGUCUUCUUGACUAUCAGACGUGGUCUCUAACUAACCGCGUCCUUAUCGCUGACGUUAGCCGCCUGACGGAGCGUGAUAUCCCUCAGGCCAUUCAGGUCCAGGGUGUCAACGCUGGUUGCCAGGGAACCAACAUGCUUGUAUUGGUUGUGAGCGAGCAAGAGCUCUCCUACGAUCGUCUAACGGGUGAAGUUCUUGAUUUUACCACUGCUUAG